CGGAUUAACCUUUUAUUAUUAUAAUCUUGUUUGCUCACUUGUGUAGCAUUUUAUCUGAUCACUGUCGUACGAUAUUAUUAUCUGGUGGAAACGCUGUUACCGGUGCAGCUGUCCCUUUAAGGACGCUCAGCGCCCAAUCGCGGCGCGUAAACUGAAUUUUGUUGUUGUCAGCAAACAGCAGCUAGUGGAUGUAAGCUAGAGUUAGCCCCGUGAGCUAACACCGUUUGUCUCAUUCACCGCAGUCAAGAAGCACAUUACCGGUUGUAGCGGUCAGAAAAGUCGCCGUGUGUCUCCGGUAAUCGGUAAAAGAUGACUUCUGCACUGUCUGAUCCAACUCUAGAGAGACAUUUCAAGGGUCACAGGGACACUGUGACCAGCGUGGACAUCAGCGGCAACAUGAAACAGAUUGCCACAGGCUCUAUGGACUCCUGUGUGAUGAUCUGGAACAUGAAACCUCAGAUGCGAGCAUAUCGUUUUGACGGACACAAAGAUGCUGUCAUUUCAGUUCAGUUUUCUCCCUCUGGCCAUCUGGUGGCCUCUGCCUCCAGAGACAAGACUGUACGUCUUUGGGUACCCAGCAUGAAGGCUGAGUCAACAACUUUCAGGGCUCACACUGCCACUGUGCGCAGCGUUAACUUUUCUGGUGAUGGACAGACUCUGGUCACAGCCUCUGACGACAAGACCAUUAAAGUGUGGACCGUCCACAGGCAAAAGUUUCUCUUCUCUCUCAACCAGCACAUCAACUGGGUCCGCUGCGCCAAGUUUUCUCCAGAUGAUCGUUUGAUUGUGUCGUCCAGUGAUGAUAAAACUAUAAAGCUGUGGGACAAGAAUAGCAGAGACUGUAUUCAUUCUUUCUACGAACAUGCUGGUUAUGCAAACCAUGUGGACUUCCAUCCCAGUGGCACAUGCAUUGCUGCGGCCAGUACUGAUAACUCUGUCAAGGUGUGGGACAUCCGAUCCCAUAAGAUGCUACAGCACUACCAAGUCCACAGUGGCGUUGUGAACAGCUUGUCUUUCCACCCGGCUGGUAAUUUCCUCAUCACGGCGUCCACCGAUUCCACAAUGAAGAUACUGGACCUUGUAGAGGGCAAGCUGCUGUACACACUGCACGGACACCAGGGUCCAGUGACCUGUGUGGCCUUCUCCAGGACAGGAGAGUACUUUGCCUCUGGUGGUUCUGAUGAACAGGUAAUGGUGUGGAAGACCAACUUUGACUGUGCUGAAUACAGUGAUGGUGUCAGGCUGCAGCAUAAAACUACUUCCAGCUCGCAGGCACCACCAGCCAGCUCCACGGCUCGCCCUCCCUUUACCUCGCAUCCAUCUGUGCUCCGCAGCCAGGCCUCUGAACAAUCAGAACAUUUUAACGGACAGGACUCCCACUCUGCUGCCCACACUCAGAGUGGCAGUCGCAGCAGCAGCCACAGCAGAGCGGCUCAUUCACACACCUACAGAAACCCCAGCACCUGCUCCUCCUCCUCCACCCACCAGGGUUUACCACAGCAUUCAUCCCAGGUUCAAGCACAGUCCUCAGAUGGAGGCGUCCCCCCCGGCAUAGCCAGCACACUUGAACACAUAAUAGGUCAACUGGAUAUUCUCACUCAGACGGUUUCGAUCUUGGAGCAGCGGCUCACGCUGACGGAGGACAAGCUCAAAGAGUGCUUGGAGAACCAGAUGGAGAUCGGCCUACACCUCCAAAGACGAGAGGAGGCCUAAAAGAUGGCGGCAUCACAGGUUGAGCUGCGGUUUGAGGGAAAUGGGGUCACAUCGACACCUCCAACAGAAACACAUACAUUGCUGUCUUGUUGUUGUUAGAUCACACUUGAAAUGUGUGAUCUUAGACACAGUGACACAUUCACAGGUUUAGCAGAGAGUUGACGUGCACCGCUUCCCUGACUGGACUUUAAAAGCACACUGCUGAUGAACUGUGUCUGAUUAUUUUACAAAGAGAUAUCAGGAGGGAACGAGUUGAAUAUUAAAGAAGUCGUUCCGCGGCAACAGUGCUGAGAGCGCAGUCCCUUUUCUGCUGACGAAGGACCUGCUCGCUAGUGACUUUGUGUGUGUGUGGUGAUGGUUGCAAAAGUGUGAACACAUGCAUUUUUUUGUACUGACUUUUGCACUUGCCUAUGCGCCGCACAUGUGGAUGCUUUAACUCUAAAUCUCAAAAUGGCAUUCAUAAAAUGCUCCUAAUCUCUGAAGUACAACCAAAAAUGUGCAGGAGGCGCAGUGACUGUUUUAGUCGCAAGCAGGCAGGUACAGUAAUUUGAACAUUUUUAAGCCGGAGAAAAUUCAUUAAAACAGGAAGCUUUGUUAUCAGCCUGAAUCUGACCUUAUUAAAUUGUCCACAAAUGCUUCACCUGUCAUCAUUAGAAGAAGAAGUACUGCUUGUUUGAAAUGAGUUUUAAAUCACCUAACAGUUACUGCAGAGCCGACACUGUGCCUUUAUUGUGUCUGACAUGAAGAAAGUCGACUCGUCCAGAUUGGUAAGUUUGUUAGUUUGGUGAUAUUUUAUUGUUUAGAUUAUCAACAAAACCUGUGAAAAGACCAACGAGUUGAUCCUCAUAACAAUAUUUUCUUCUGUGCUUUACACCUCCAUUGUUGUCCAAACACAUGAAUGAGCAACCGAUUUGAUAUCAGCCAUAACGACUGGUCCACAAUAUAUAGUUUCUAGAGUUUUUUUGUGAAUAUUAUUAUAAAAAUGUUGCGUUUUCUGGCGAGUUGCCGUCACAACUUGUUAAAACCUCGUUAAUCCUUGGCCUCAUAAUUUCAAAGACUCCACGCAGUGUUACAGAUUUAAAAUUUUUAAAAAAGGGAACCCUGGUAUCAGAUCUGAAGUCUGUACUGACAGGAGAGAAGUUUGAUUCGUGCAUCUUUAAACACUCAUCCGUGCAGCAAAUGACUGAAUAUGAUCAUUCUGAAUGUCUUCGCCAAAUGCACUGUUUUCUUCUGUUUAUGUGAUGUUUGUGGAUUGACAUUACCUAGCUAUUUAAGUAACUCAUUUUGUCUUUCUUUUAAAAAGUAAAAUUAUAUAUUGUGACCUUUUUUUUUUUUUACAGAUUUACACAUGGAGUGACUUUGCUUUGGGCUAAGAGGUUAAGAAAGCUGAAAAAUACCGAGACUGACACAUUGUUGAUUUUGGUCUUCUCACUAGAUUGUUGACAAUGAACAAAAUGUAAAAAACAAAAACA
Molecule: messenger RNA, 3185 nt
Organism: Larimichthys crocea (large yellow croaker)
Lineage: Eukaryota; Metazoa; Chordata; Actinopteri; Sciaenidae
Gene: poc1a
Product: POC1 centriolar protein A
Exons: 11
Coding region: 310-1713 (467 amino acids)
Biological process (GO): cilium assembly
Cellular component (GO): ciliary basal body; centriole
Molecular function (GO): protein binding
Source: RefSeq, a predicted model, not a curated record